GAAAGAGAAUUCAGAUUGAAGGAGAGUCGUGCUUUUAUUUCAACGACCGUCUUCCUAGUGAAAGUGAAAGUAAUAAAGUCUUAUCUAUAGCCUUGUGUACUUUCACAGCAGAUGCGGAGAAAAGAGAACAGCAGACAAAGCAGAGCGGAGUUCGCUUCCCUUUCUUCUUCUUAUACCCUGCAGAGCAAAAACAGUUUUGUGUGCAGGAAGCAGCUAUGGCCAGCAAUAGAGCGACAAUGCCAGCCCCUGUGUGUCUGAUAGAGAACAGCUCCACUGGACAGCUUCGUGUGAACCAGCAGGCGCUGGAGAUCCUGUCCCAGAUUGACCAGCCGGUGGUGGUGGUGGCUAUCGUGGGCUUGUAUCGCACAGGCAAAUCCUACCUCAUGAACAAGCUGGCUGGGAAGAGAUCGGGAUUCUCCCUGGGGUCGACCGUACAGCCCCACACUAAAGGCAUCUGGAUGUGGUGUGUCCCUCACCCAUGUAAACCCGGCCACACCCUCGUGCUGCUCGAUACGGAGGGGCUGGGAGACGUGGAGAAGGGAGAUCAGAAGAAUGAUAACUGGAUCUUCACGCUGGCUGUGCUGCUCAGCAGCACCUUGGUGUACAACAGCAUGGGCCCCAUCACCGACAGCUCAGUGCAGAAUCUGCUCUGUAUGAAGGAGCUGGAGGAACAUCUGAAAGUAAGAGCAGGAGAUGGCAGCCUGGACAUCUUGAAAGUGUUUCUUCGUUUCUUCCCCUCUUUCGUUUGGACGGUGCGAGAUUUCACUCUGAAUGUGUGUGUCGAUGGGAAACCCAUCACAGCCGAUGAAUACCUCAGUAACUGGUUGAGGGUGAAAACAGGUGCUUCAGAUGCAGUCCAGGCCUAUAACUUGUCCUGCAGGUGCAUCCAGAACUACUUUCCCAGUCGGAAGUGCUUUGUGUUUAAGAAGCCCACCUCCACAGGGAUGCUGGAGAGGAUUGAGGAACUCACUGACAAAGAUUUGGAUCCAGCAUUCGUAGAACAGACCAAGAACUUCUGUUCUCAUAUCUUCAACAACACUGAAACCAAGACUAUGAUCGAGGGUUCCACUGUCACUGGCAGAUUGCUGGGGAGACUGACAGAGAUAUAUGUGGAGACCAUUGGCAGUGGGCAGACCCUUUGUCUGGAUAAUGCUGUUCUGGUCGUGUCUCUCCUUGAGAACUCGGCCGCAGUGCAGAGUGCCCUCACUCACUACAAGGAGCAGAUGAAAGAGAGAGUCUCCUUUCCUAGUCACACCCAGAAGGAGCUUUCUGAUUUGCAUGACCAGUGUGAGUCCGCAGCUAUACGGAUCUUUCUGGAGCGCUCUUUCAAGGAUGAGGGUCAGCAACACGAGUUGGAGCUCAUGAGGCUCCUGCAAGAGGAAUUGGAAUCAAUCUGUACAAGAAAGAGUUUUCCGAGUGACCAGGAGCACGUUACAGACAUUCUUGUGAAGCAGCCUGAGAAAUGGAAGCUGAAGGAUUAUGAAUCAGCCAGCCAUUCCACAGUGAGGCACAGGAGUGACCAGCCAGCCAGCCAUUCCACAGUGCCGCACAGGAGUGGACAGUCAGCCAGCCAUUCCACAGUGCCGCACAGGAGUGGACAGUCAGCCAGCCAUUCCACAGUGCCGCACAGGAGUGGACAGUCAGCCAGCCAUUCCACAGUGCCGCACAGGAGUGGACAGUCAGCCAGCCAUUCCACAGUGCCGCACAGGAGUGGACAGUGGACAGAAACAGCUAUAGGUAACAAUACAGUGGCAAUGCCAGCCCCUGUGUGUCUGAUAGAGAACAGCUCCACUGGACAGCUUCAAGGGACCAAGCAGGCGCUGAAAAUCCUGUCUCAGAUUGACCAGCCGGUGGUGGUGGUGGCUAUCGUGGGCUUGUAUCGCACAGGCAAAUCCUACCUCAUGAACAAGCUGGCUGGGAAGAGAUCGGGAUUCUCCCUGGGGUCGACCAUACAGUCCCACACUAAAGGCAUCUGGAUGUGGUGUGUCCCUCACCCAUGUAAACCCGGCCACACCCUCGUGCUGCUCGAUACGGAGGGGCUGGGAGACGUGGAGAAGGGAGAUCAGAAGAAUGAUAACUGGAUCUUCACGCUGGCUGUGCUGCUCAGCAGCACCUUGGUGUACAACAGCAUGGGCACCAUCACCGACAGCUCAGUGCAGAACCUGCACUAUGUGACUGAGCUGACAGAACAUCUGGAAGUUAAGGCAGGAGAUGGGAAUCUGGAUAUCUCAUCAGAAUUCGCUCGUUUCUUCCCCUCCUUCGUCUGGACGGUGCGAGAUUUCUCUCUGGACCUAAUUCAUGAUGGGAAGCCUAUCACAGCCGAUGAAUACCUGAAUAUUUCCUUGAAGCUAAAAACAGGUUCAUCCAGGGACGUUAAGACCUAUAACUUGCCACGUGAGUGCAUCCGAAAUUACUUCCCCAGUAGGAAGUGUUUUGUGUUCAAACGUCCCACCUCCGAUGACAAGAUGAAGAUAAUUGAGGAGCUGACUGAUAGCGACUUGGAACCAGCAUUUGUAGAACAGACCAAGAACUUCUGUGCCCACAUCUUCAACAACACUGAAAACAAAACAAUGAAAGGAGGAUUCACAGUCACUGGCAGAUUGCUGGGGAGACUGGUAGAGACGUAUUUGGACACCAUUACCAGUGGGAAGGUCCCUUGUCUGGAUAAUGCUGUUCUAGCCCUGUCUCAGAUUGAGAACUCGGCCGCAGUGCAGAGUGCCCUCACUCACUACAAGGAGCAGAUGAAAGAGAGAGUCUCCUUUCCUAGUCACACCCAGAAGGAGCUUUCUGAUCUGCAUGGCCUUUGUGAGGACGCAGCUGUACGGAUCUUUUUGGAGCGCUCUUUCAAGGAUGAGGAUCAGCGAUACCAGUUAGAGCUCAUGAAAUGUUUGCAGAAGGAGUAUGAAUCAAUCUGUUUAAAGAAUAAAGAGGAAUCAGAGAAAUGUUGCAAGGCACUCAUUGCAAGUCUCUCCAGGAAUGUAGAAGACAAACUGAGCUCAGGUCUCUACAUGGAAAUAGGAGGGUACAAGCAGUACAAGAGUGACAAGGAGUGCUUCAUCAGGCAAUACAAAGACACACCUGGCAAAGGGAUUCAGGCAGAUGAAGUUCUGAAGGAAUAUCUGCAUGGAAGCGAGACAAUGGGUAACAUGAUUCUUGCUGCUGACAAGUCUCUCAGCAAGCAACAGAAACGUAUAGAAGAGGACCAAGCUAGGCGUGACGCUGUGGAGCAGGACAGACGGGCAAUGCAGGAAAAUCAAAAGCUUCUGCAGCAGCUGCUCUACGACCAGGAGAGAUCCUACAAGCAGAACAUGGAGCAGCUUCUGCAAAAGAUGAAGCAGGACCAACAGCAUGCCUCAAAGGAGUAUGAGAAAGUGCUACAGGCUAAACUCAGGGAGCAGCAGCAUCUUCUAGAGAGCGGUUUUCAUGAGAAGGCAAAGAAACUGGAGAAAGAAGUCAGGCGCCUGAAAGACAAGAAGGAGGAGACACAAUCCAGGUCCACCUUAAGCACUGCCGUGGAAACAGUUGGCAACGUGGCUUCUUUGUUUUUACCAGGAAUAGCUGGAAGAGCACUCGGACUUGCCAGUUCUUUUUUUUCACGCUUGUUUUGAUUAAAUGGGCUUUGAUACAAAAUGGUGCAUUUAUCCACAUAAAAUGUGUAUGCAGAUAU
Polyodon spathula (Mississippi paddlefish) is the source of this 3667-nucleotide messenger RNA. RefSeq names its product guanylate-binding protein 1-like. The record is from RefSeq and is a predicted model, not a curated record. NCBI's taxonomy places the organism in Eukaryota, Metazoa, Chordata, Actinopteri, Acipenseriformes, Polyodontidae. Gene Ontology annotation, molecular function: GTP binding; GTPase activity. The transcript has 19 exons. Bases 216 to 3608 code for a protein of 1130 amino acids.